GAGAGAAAGGUUCAUCAGACUCGGAUUGUAUAAAUAACAAUAACAACAACGAUGGUAAUAAGAGGUUUUACACUGGAUACAACAACUAUAAGUUCGAAUUUGAUCCAUCCUUGCCAUCAGACUCAGAUGUUCCUUUUUCUAACAAUCCUAUUACAUGA
Molecule: messenger RNA, 158 nt
Organism: Entrophospora candida
Lineage: Eukaryota; Fungi; Glomeromycota; Glomeromycetes; Entrophosporales; Entrophosporaceae
Source: the annotation of a GenBank genome assembly